AUGGUUUGUGCUUUUACCAAACCAAACGUAAUCCAACCAGACCAUGUGAUGGUUACUGAGCUGGGAGGCACUGUGACUCUCACUUGCUUUUGUCCCAACGUGUCAGUGACCAGGUUUGAUUGGUUCAAGCAGAGUUUUGGACAGAAACCCCUCCGCAUGGCAUCAUCUCUUUAUGUUGGCCAAGACAGUUAUUAUUCCAACAACUUUAUCAAGGACUUUACUGAGACCAAACGUUUGGGUGUGAGGAGAGGAGUCUACAGCUGUAACUUGACCAUAUCCAAGACAGAGCCAGGGGACUCAGCUACAUACUAUUGUUCCAUUACAGCCAUCUAUGAGGUUACAUUUGGAAAGGGAACUGUUUUAAUUGUCAAAGACUCAGAGUCCAACAGCAUGUCUGUGCUCCAGCAGCCUGUGUCUGAGUCAGUCCAGCCAGGAGACUCUGUGACUCUGAACUGUACAAUACACACUGAGACCUGUGUAGGAGAACACAGUGUCUAUUGGUUCAGACAUGGCUCAGGGGAAUCCCGUCCAGGAAUCAUUUACACCCAUGGAAACAGUCUUGAUCAGUGUGAGAAGUUCCCUAAUGCUGGGUCUCCUACACAGAGCUGUGUCUACAACCUCCCCAAGAGGAACCUCAGCCUCUCUGAUGCUGGGACUUACUACUGUGCUGUGGCCUCAUGUGGGGAGAUACUGUUUGGGAACGGGACCAAGCUGAACAUUGACCAUGGUUGUAAGGAGGACCAUCUUCUGUUCAUGUCCUUCCUGGGCGUAGCGUUGGGUCUGUGUGUCAUCCUCAUCAUUGUCCUUACUUGCGUUCUGUACAAGAUGAGCAAGUGCACAGGAACGCAACCUCAGCCAAGUGCUCCUGCAGUCCCCAGUCAUCAUAACCAGGAUCAAGAGCCUGAUACUCUCCAUUACGCCGCUCUGAACGUCAUCCACAAGAAACCAAAGGCCGGGAGACAGAGGAGAGACAUGGAGAGAGACACUGUGUACUCUGGGGUGAGACGCCAAAACAUGGACUGA
Coregonus clupeaformis (lake whitefish) is the source of this 1023-nucleotide messenger RNA. RefSeq lists its product as uncharacterized. The transcript has 6 exons. Lineage: Eukaryota; Metazoa; Chordata; Actinopteri; Salmoniformes; Salmonidae. Gene Ontology annotation, biological process: response to bacterium. The record is from RefSeq and is a predicted model, not a curated record. The coding region runs from base 1 to 1023 and encodes 340 amino acids.